GACGGGUAUGAGGUACUGGAACUCAUAGGACGCGGGUCCUUUGGCUGUGUACGGAAAGUGCGUAGAAUAAGAGAUGGUCGGAUGCUUGUGAGAAAGGAGAUACCAUAUGGGCACAUGAACCCCAAGGAGAGAUCACAGCUGGUGGCAGAGUUCAGGAUCCUGAGUGAGCUGAACCACCCAAACAUCGUCCAGUACGUGCAACAUGCGCACAUUCCAGAACGCCACAUGCUUUACCUGUACAUGGAGUAUUGUGAUGGUGGAGACCUGUCCCGGAUCAUCAAGUCUUACAGAACUUCGAAUGAGUACCUUCCAGAGAGUAUGAUUUGGAACAUUUUCACACAGAUCCUGAUGGCCCUGUAUAGAUGUCACUACGGCACCAACUCCCCGCUGAUCACCAAUAUCUACCGGGACCUCGAGUAUCCCCAGAUUACUGAUAAUACGCGGGUGAUUAUACACAGAGAUAUUAAGCCGGAUAACAUCUUCCUUGCGAAUGGUAACUUCAAGCUGGGUGACUUUGGACUGGCAAAGUCUCUGAACAACGAGGUUGAAUUUGCUACUACCUGUGUUGGAACACCGUAUUAUAUGUCGCCAGAGGUGCUUCUCGAUAAGCCAUAUGACCCACUGUGCGAUAUAUGGUCAUUAGGCUGUGUCGUUUAUGAACUGUGUUCCUUACACCCUCCAUUCCAGGCAAAGACGCAUCUACAGCUGCAGAAGAACAUCCAGAGUGGGAUCUAUCCUACGAUCCCGUCUCAUUACUCUUCUUCGUUGAAGAAUGCCAUACACUGUUGCAUUCAAGUGGAUCUUAACAGAAGAAGUGGCACCUAUGACCUGCUACAGGACAUCCACUUCAAGAUCCAAAUGAAGGACCUGCAACUGGCAAACUAUGAGCUCAACUUGAAGGAAUUUGAACGGGAAUUGAUGAGUAAGGAACAAGAACUGAUACGUGCAAGGAAAUCUCUUAACAACGAGCUAAACUACCAAAGAGAGCUUCUAGAACAAGAAGUUGAAGAGAUUCGUAUUAACUACCAGAAUGAGUUCAACUAUGUUGUGGAGAAGGAGGUCAGAUCCCGGCUGAAACAGAUCCAGUCUGGCCAAUCGACUCCAAAGAUGAAAGAACUACCAAGCCCAGUCAAAGGGAAAGAACAU
Williopsis jadinii is the source of this 1146-nucleotide messenger RNA. RefSeq names its product serine/threonine protein kinase KIN3 (gene KIN3). The transcript has a single exon. Gene Ontology annotation, cellular component: centrosome; nucleus; cytoplasm. Gene Ontology annotation, biological process: protein phosphorylation; chromosome segregation. The record is from RefSeq and is a predicted model, not a curated record. The annotation marks the transcript as partial. Gene Ontology annotation, molecular function: protein kinase activity; ATP binding. Lineage: Eukaryota; Fungi; Ascomycota; Saccharomycetes; Phaffomycetales; Wickerhamomycetaceae.